AGGAGCAGCUGGCCCAGCUGCGCUGCGAGAUGGAACAGCAGAGCCAGGAGUAAAAGAUGCUGCUGGACGUGAAGACGAGGCUGGAGCAGGAAAUUGCCACCUACCGCCGCCUGCUGGAGGGCGAGGACGCCCACCUCUCCUCCCAGCACCCAUCCGGCCAGGACUAUGUUUCCUGCGAAGGUAAGGCUCCUGAGGGUCCCGGAGCCGCCUUUGCCCACCCGCCGGCCUCACCACCUGAAGUCCUGGGUCCAGCCCCUGCUCGCCCCAGCUGUCUUCCCUCCCUCUCUGCUGGUGGUGGGCUAAUAAAGCUGACUUUCUGGUUGAUGCAUCAAUCCUGUGUGGUCUCCGUUCCUGAGCUGAUGGGAGGGGAAUUGGAGGUGCCUCCCAGGAAUCUUCUGGGACCUCACAGCCUGAGGGAUGCAGGAAAGAGCCAAGCUCAGAAGAGCUUGUAGGGUCUUCCUCGAAGA
Molecule: messenger RNA, 467 nt
Organism: Physeter macrocephalus (sperm whale)
Lineage: Eukaryota; Metazoa; Chordata; Mammalia; Artiodactyla; Physeteridae
Product: keratin, type I cuticular Ha1-like
Exons: 2
Coding region: 57-452 (131 amino acids)
Source: RefSeq, a predicted model, not a curated record